Messenger RNA from Myxocyprinus asiaticus (Chinese sucker), 555 nucleotides. RefSeq names its product nephrocystin-4-like. Gene Ontology annotation, biological process: negative regulation of canonical Wnt signaling pathway; protein localization to ciliary transition zone. The record is from RefSeq and is a predicted model, not a curated record. Gene Ontology annotation, cellular component: ciliary base; cytoskeleton; non-motile cilium. The transcript is spliced from 5 exons. NCBI's taxonomy places the organism in Eukaryota, Metazoa, Chordata, Actinopteri, Cypriniformes, Catostomidae. Bases 1 to 555 code for a protein of 184 amino acids.
AUGGGGCAAAUGAGUUACUACUGGUUACCACCCAAGAGGAAAAGCGUUUUCGAGAGGAGCCGAGUGAUUCCACCUCACAGUCAAACCACCCGACAGACUCAAGGAUCUUCUCAAGGUCUACAGCUGGUCUUCAAGCAGGUCGAUGGACUUUACAUAAAACAGUCAGAGGAGUCACAUGCACUCAGUUAUCAGCUGCGAGUGACCUUGUUUGACUCGGGUCACCAGCACUUCUUUGGGCGCACACGGAAGAGCGGAUUAUACUCUGUCAGUGGCACAACGGGUCAGACUGGUCAAGUAUUCUUCAAUGAGGUGGUGUACUUCCACACUUCUCUGUGUUUUAGCUCUAUGGUGGCACUGGUUGAGUUGGUGUCUCUAUCACCCAGGACAGACGGUUUCCAGAAUGCAAUGGGAUCAGGGUUCGGACUCCUACAGCUCUUCACUGGUCACGCAGAGAACAACAUCUCUCAUGGGGAGGAAAGGUUGAGUCUAUUUAAUGGGACCCCUAGAGCUCUCUUGCACCCAAUACUGAAAGACCCUCUGCAAUGUGAGUGUUGA